Molecule: messenger RNA, 1567 nt
Organism: Seriola aureovittata
Lineage: Eukaryota; Metazoa; Chordata; Actinopteri; Carangiformes; Carangidae
Gene: cinp
Product: cyclin dependent kinase 2 interacting protein
Exons: 5
Coding region: 129-788 (219 amino acids)
Source: RefSeq, a predicted model, not a curated record
AAACUGAGGAGAAGAAGAAAGGAUCGAUCAGCAGGAGGCGCCAACGCACUGCAGAAAUGACACAGAAGAAGAAAUAUCCGGAAGCGUGAGGUCGAUCGUCAACGUGAGCGGAGAAAUUUGUUGAUCAAAUGGAUGGUGUGUCAGGUGAUAUCAUGGUGACCUCAACAAACAGGAAGUGCUCUGCUGUCACAGGAAGUGCCAGAAAGAUCAAAGAUAAUGCAGCUGACUGGCACAACCUGAUACUGAGGUGGGAAAAACUCAACGAGGAUGGAUUCAAUGUCGCAGCAUACAUCGUUAAUAUGAGACUUUCUCAGAACAGUCAGCUGCAGCUGGUGGACCAGUCUUCAUCACCUUCAUCACCUUCAUCAGCUUCAGCAGCUCCAGCAGCUCCAGCAGUUGGCGCUGCAGAGCUGCAGGAUGAAUGCUGCAAACUUCAGGACGUUGUUGACAAAAUGGUCACCGUGGUGAAAAAGAUGGAGCAACUGAUGACAUCACAGCGAGGCAUUCAGGAUCUGGAGGAAUUCCAGUUCGGACCUGAAGGAAGAAAGUGUCCUCUGUUUCACACCUGGAACACCAAACAGUUUAAGUUAUUGUCUGGUGUCCUGUGGGAAGCCUUCAGUCAGGAGCUGAAAUUGAAGCAGACAAUCCUGCAGGAACUCGCCCACACUGAGACUUCUGACCUGUGCAUGGUCUACUUGUCUUGCUGGCUGCACCAGCCCUUUAUACCCCCGCAGAUCAGACUUACCCUGGAGUCUGUGUUGCUGGAGACGGGGCACCGGCCACUGUGAGCUCAUCUGCCGCCCAGGGUCAUGAGGUCAAUGUCGGGGUCAUCUCUGAGAAUCCAGGUGUUAGCCUGGCUUAAAGGCGGUUUAGGAGUAAUUUACUAACCUAGUAGUCUGAUUAACAUUUCUGGCUUAUUGAACAGGUGUAGAAAUAGAAACAGGUAAACUCAGGUGAGUUCACCUGCAGCCUGGACUUUAACUCUUUCAUGUCCACCAGGCAUGCAAGUUGAGCUUUUCUUUCACUGUUACCUUUACUGUACAGGUGCGUUUCUGUCAGAGCAGCUCAAGUCUCUGAAUCCUGAAAUUAACUGUGAAUGUUGAUAAAUGUCUAUUUAUUAAGUGCUGACAUUAAAUAAACAAGUAUUUCAUUUGUUACUUAAAGUAAAACUAGUUUUUGUUUUGUUUGAUGUCUUUAGAGUUUAAUUUACUGGUGAGAAAAUACAACUGAAGUACAACGUAUCUGGUAAUUCAGAAACUACGAGACACUGAUGUGUCACUGAGAAUUUAUUAAAAAUGCAAUGUUCACAACGAUGAACAAAAGCUACUCAGACAGAAAGCGUGAUUUGAGUUUGUCACAUCAGUUUAUUGGAGGAACAUGAAAUAUGUUUAAUGCAUUCAGCACUUGAACGAUCAACAUGACAAAUCAAUAAACUUUGAUUUCCUCAAAACUGUUUUCAGUCCGUCCUCACGUCGAUUCUCCAAACGAUUACAAACAUUGAGUUCACACGUUUGGAAAAUGUUUUGCUGUGAAGUUUUAUAAAAAGUAAUAAAAUAGUGCAACCUUU